AUGUCUACCGCUCCCGCUGAUAUGGCCACCACCGGCCGGAAGCUCGAAAAGAAGCCUGUCAAGUUCAGCAACCUGUUGCUGGGCGCAGGAUUGAACUUGUUCGAGGUCACCUCCUUGGGUCAGCCGCUGGAAGUGAUCAAGACGACCAUGGCCGCCAACCGGGGCGACAGCUUCGCCGGAGCUAUGGCUCGGAUUUGGGGUCGUGGCGGGAUCCUCGGUUACUACCAAGGUCUCAUUCCGUGGGCCUGGAUUGAGGCCUCCACCAAAGGCGCUGUCCUUCUCUUCGUCGCGUCUGAGGCGGAGUACUACGCGAAGCUGUUCGGUGCCCCCGACUUCCUCGCUGGUAUUUCCGGUGGUAUGGCGGGUGGUGUGGCUCAGGCCUACGCUACCAUGGGCUUCUGUACUUGUAUGAAGACGGUGGAGAUCACCAAGCACAAGAUGGCCGCCCAGGGUGUCAAGCCCCCCAGCACCUUCGCUACCUUCAUGGACAUCUACCGCAAGGAGGGUAUUCGUGGUAUCAACCGCGGUGUCAAUGCCGUCGCCAUCCGCCAGACGACCAACUGGGGCUCUCGGUUCGGUCUCUCCCGCUUGGCGGAAACUGCCAUCCGCCGCGUGACCGGCAAGGAGGAGGGCGAGAAGCUGGGCGCUAUGGAGAAGGUCCUGGCCUCCGGUCUGGGUGGUGGUCUGUCCGCCUGGAACCAGCCCAUUGAGGUCAUCCGUGUCGAGAUGCAAAGCAAGACCGAAGACCCCAACCGUCCGAAGAACCUGACGGUCGGCAAGGCCUUCAAGUACAUCUACGAGACCAACGGUGUCAAGGGUCUCUACCGUGGUGUGACGCCCCGUAUCGGACUGGGAAUCUGGCAGACGGUGUGCAUGGUGGCUCUUGGUGACAUGUGA
Aspergillus terreus NIH2624 is the source of this 897-nucleotide messenger RNA. Its product is annotated as putative mitochondrial DNA replication protein (Yhm2). Bases 1 to 897 code for a protein of 298 amino acids. The record is from RefSeq and is a predicted model, not a curated record. Gene Ontology annotation, biological process: alpha-ketoglutarate transport; mitochondrial citrate transmembrane transport. Gene Ontology annotation, molecular function: tricarboxylate secondary active transmembrane transporter activity. NCBI's taxonomy places the organism in Eukaryota, Fungi, Ascomycota, Eurotiomycetes, Eurotiales, Aspergillaceae. The transcript has 5 exons. Gene Ontology annotation, cellular component: mitochondrion.